Triplophysa rosa is the source of this 580-nucleotide messenger RNA. It is a transcript of the gene hbaa2, whose product is annotated as hemoglobin, alpha adult 2. The record is from RefSeq and is a predicted model, not a curated record. NCBI's taxonomy places the organism in Eukaryota, Metazoa, Chordata, Actinopteri, Cypriniformes, Nemacheilidae. The transcript is spliced from 3 exons. Gene Ontology annotation, cellular component: haptoglobin-hemoglobin complex; hemoglobin complex; blood microparticle. Bases 44 to 475 code for a protein of 143 amino acids. Gene Ontology annotation, biological process: hydrogen peroxide catabolic process; oxygen transport. Gene Ontology annotation, molecular function: heme binding; iron ion binding; organic acid binding.
AAAAACCAUCUGCUUCUAAUACAUACGUGGAUAGAAUCGAGAAAUGAGUUUGACAGCUAAGGACAAAGCCGUAGUCAAGGCCUUCUGGGGUAAAAUCUCUGGUAAAGCCGACGCCAUUGGCCAAGAAGCUCUUGUAAGAAUGCUUCUUGUCUACCCUCAGACCAAAAUAUAUUUUGCUCAUUGGCCUGACACCUCUUCUAACUCUCCCAAUGUGAAGAAGCACGGCAAAACGGUGAUGGGAGCCAUCUCUGAUGCUGUGGGUAAAAUGGACGAUCUUCUUGGUGGAUUGAGCAAACUGAGCGAUAUACAUGCCACACAGCUUCGCAUAGAUCCUGGAAACUUCAAGAUUUUGUCUCAUAACAUCCUCGUGGCUCUUGCUGUUAAUUUCCCCGCUGACUUCACUGCCGAGGUGCACGUGUCCAUUGACAAGUUCCUGUCGGCUGUAUCUGCUGCCCUCGCUGAUAAAUACAGAUAAACAAUCAUUCGGCAACCAUCUUGUCUGCAAGCAGAGGCACUUAUAAAGAAUCUGUCUAAUUAUAAUAUGCCAGAUGCAGUUAAUAAAAUCCCUUCUAAUUGAAAA